AUGGUCACAAUGGUCCUUCUCAAGCUCUCCGGGUUGACCACUGAGCACCAUGAUAUGAGACGCGUGACCAGUCUGGGACCUUGCAAUGGUCGCAGGCAGUUCGAGCAUUUACAGGAGGCCGCACUGCGGGAGGCCAUUUGGAAAUUGGGAGGUUCGACCCGGCGUUUGGAAGCUGCUUUUGGUGGAGGGCGCCGCGGUUUAUUGACAUUUGAAGACUUCACGAAAGGCCUGCGGGCGAUUGGUCUUUGGCUGGAGGACUUGCAAGGAUGUGGUUUCAAGGAUGAAGCAGCAGCCUUUCGACAACUGGACUGCUCUGGGUGUCCGACUUAA
Durusdinium trenchii is the source of this 330-nucleotide messenger RNA. The record is from the annotation of a GenBank genome assembly. Lineage: Eukaryota; Dinophyceae; Suessiales; Symbiodiniaceae.